This is a messenger RNA of Salvia hispanica, 2040 nucleotides long. The record is from RefSeq and is a predicted model, not a curated record. NCBI's taxonomy places the organism in Eukaryota, Viridiplantae, Streptophyta, Magnoliopsida, Lamiales, Lamiaceae.
UUCUUCUGAACUUAGCUCAAUGGCGUCGGAGAAAACCGCUGCAGUUUCAACUUCUGAAACUGAAUCUAAGCAAUUUCGUCAAGGACCCACCCGCACUUUGCUCACCAUUUUUAAAUCUCUCGUUGCAGGAGGCGUUGCCGGCGGAGUGUCACGCACUGCAGUUGCUCCCCUGGAACGCUUGAAAAUCUUGCUUCAGGUUCAAAAUCCACACAAUAUGAAAUAUAAUGGCACAAUUCAGGGAUUGAAAUACAUAUGGAGAACAGAGGGUUUCAGAGGGUUGUACAAAGGAAAUGGCACUAAUUGUGCCCGUAUUGUUCCAAACUCAGCUGUCAAGUUCUUCAGCUAUGAGGAAGCAUCAAGACGGAUAUUAUGGUUAUAUCGUCAGCAAACCGGGAAUGAGGAUGCUCAGCUCACUCCACUUCUACGUCUUGGAGCUGGAGCAUGUGCUGGAAUUAUUGCCAUGUCAGCAACUUACCCCAUGGACAUGGUACGAGGUCGGCUUACUGUCCAGACAGACAAAUCACACUACCGGGGAAUCUUUCAUGGUCUUAAAACAAUUUCCAUGGAAGAAGGACCUCGUGCAUUGUAUAAAGGGUGGCUUCCUUCUGUUAUAGGAGUGGUACCCUAUGUAGGUCUCAACUUUGCUGUAUAUGAAUCCCUGAAAGAUUGGUUGAUAAAAAACAAACCAUAUGGACUAGUAGACGACUCAGAGUUAAGUGUGACCACAAAGCUCGCAUGUGGUGCUGCUGCUGGAACUGUUGGACAGACAGUUGCCUACCCUCUUGAUGUUAUCCGCCGAAGAAUGCAGAUGGGGGGAUGGAAAGAUGCCGCUUCUGUAGUCGCCGGGGAUGGGACAACAAGAGCACCACUUGAAUAUGCAGGAAUGGUAGAUGCAUUUAGGAAAACAGUUCGGCAUGAGGGAUUUGGGGCACUGUACAAAGGCUUGGGCCCAAAUUCUGUCAAGGUGGUCCCUUCCAUAGCGAUUGCAUUUGUGACAUAUGAGGUGGCUAAGGACAUUCUUGGUGCAGAGAUGAGAAUAUUAGAUUAAAAGCUUACUGAUUUCACUUUCCGCGGAGUCCAGUUUCUCCUUUGAAGUAGAGAGUUCCCCCUCGAUUGCUUCCACCUCUAGCUGUAUGGCUUCUCUCUCCUUUUGAAGCUGGCUAUUGAUGGUUCUCACCUCUUCAGCAAUUCCCUUCUCCUCCUCAUGGAUGGCAACGGCUGCAUCUCUGUCGAUCUUCAUCUCUUCCAGCUUCUGGUUCAACUCGGUGUGUAUCUUAACCGAAUUCUCCAGUUCCAGUUUCAAAUUUUGACAUUCCUGAUGCAGCGUUUCCUUUUCGUAAACAGUGAUUGCAAGCUUUCUCUUCAAGUCAGCAAUCUCAGCCAGUUCUUGCUCGACAGCUGUUGCUUUCUUCGAGCCUCUUUUUCCCCUGUGCGAAGAACCAUCUGAGUCCGAGGAAUCAGAGCUGGACGAAGAAGAACUGCCCUUCCCAUGUUUCCCGUUUGCCUUUUUUCUCAACUCCUCAGUCAGAUUAUCAUAACGCGCGUACAGAGACUGGUACUGAUUGUGGAAAUCCUCAAUCAGAUCAGCCAGUGGUUCUUUCCCACCAUCGUCUUUAAGAAUCUGUAUGAUCUUCUGCACGUUUCCCUCGAUUACUGUAAGCAAUAAGGCCAUUCAGGAAAGAAGUAGAGCCAUUGAAACAUCAUGCUUAUAACAGAUCACUAAGUUUGAUGAAAUUAUCAGAAAAUGCACACCUGCUUUGGUUUCUCUCAGCUCCUCGUCACGUUCGGGAUCAACAUGAUUUCCAAAAAAGACCUUGACCGCUUCGCGCCAUCGAUGCUUGGGCAUGUUUUCUGUGUUCUCAAGCAGCUUACCUGUAUAUGGUAGAUCACAAGUCGAAUGAGAGUUGAUUUUGUCGAGCAUGCUAAAAGCAUAUUUGUCCACAUGAAAUGUGUAAUCGGGCAUUUAGACCUAAUUCCUUUUGUAAAUAUAUUGAAAUGAAUUAAGAUGCUUUUAAUGUAGGAGUACAUCAUUUUACUUUU